CAAGUGCGAUGGUGAAUGAUUUUCACAAACCCUGUAGCGAUAUUGAAACAUAGGUAGACAACCAUUUCUAUUACUAUUACGCCGAAUUAACCAAGAAUUGCUCGACUUGGUGUUUGGAAGAUAGUCGCGACUUGAAAUAAUCGGUUUUCGUUGAACUGAUUAGCAUUGCUAGCUAGAGAAGUGGGGAGGAAGAAACUAGUUACAACGGUACAGCAUCGUGAACGUGUUGCAGUUAAUGCUGUUUAACUGAAUAAGCUCCAGUCACAGCAGAUUCUGUAACUGUAUUAUUGGGAGUAGUAUCUUUAUUUCUUGUCACACUGACGACCAGUCUGCAAAACCCGAAGACAGGCGGAGAGAUGGCGAGCUCGGUGGGAAACGUGGCCGACAGCACAGAACCAACAAAACGUAUGCUUUCCUUCCAAGGGUUGGCUGAGCUGGCACACCGCGAGUAUCAGUCAGGUGAUUUUGAGGCAGCAGAGCGCCACUGCAUGCAACUAUGGCGGCAGGAGCCAGACAAUACCGGUGUUCUGCUGCUGCUUUCUUCGAUCCACUUCCAGUGCCGCAGGCUUGACAGGUCUGCUCACUUCAGCACCCUGGCCAUUAAACAGAAUCAAAUGCUUGCUGAGGCCUACUCCAACCUGGGCAACGUGUUUAAGGAGCGUGGUCAACUGCAGGAGGCGAUCGAGCACUAUCGGCACGCGCUGCGGCUAAAGCCUGACUUCAUCGAUGGCUACAUCAACCUGGCAGCGGCUCUGGUUGCAGCCGGAGACAUGGAGGGUGCUGUGCAGGCUUAUGUGUCUGCUCUUCAGUACAACCCGGAUCUGUAUUGUGUUCGCAGCGACUUGGGCAACCUUCUUAAAGCUCUUGGGCGUUUGGAAGAGGCAAAGGCUUGCUACCUGAAGGCAAUUGAGACUCAGCCAAACUUUGCCGUGGCAUGGAGCAACCUGGGCUGCGUGUUCAAUGCUCAGGGAGAGAUCUGGCUCGCCAUUCAUCAUUUUGAGAAAGCAGUAACCUUGGAUCCAAAUUUUUUGGAUGCUUACAUAAACUUGGGCAAUGUACUUAAAGAAGCUCGCAUCUUCGACAGAGCUGUUGCUGGUUAUCUGCGAGCCCUCAGUCUGAGCCCCAACCAUGCUGUAGUCCACGGCAACCUGGCUUGUGUGUACUACGAGCAGGGUCUGAUAGAUUUGGCCAUUGACACCUAUCGGCGUGCAAUUGAGCUGCAGCCUCACUUCCCUGACGCUUACUGCAAUCUGGCUAAUGCUCUUAAAGAAAAAGGCAAUGUAUCGGAGGCUGAGGAGUGCUACAACACUGCACUUCGCCUUUGCCCCACGCAUGCUGACUCACUCAAUAACCUUGCCAACAUCAAGAGGGAGCAAGGCAACAUUGAGGAGGCUGUCCAGCUCUACAGGAAAGCUCUUGAGGUGUUUCCAGAGUUUGCUGCAGCCCACUCCAACCUGGCCAGCGUCCUUCAGCAACAGGGCAAGCUACAGGAAGCCCUCAUGCAUUACAAAGAAGCUAUCAGGAUCAGCCCCACCUUUGCUGAUGCUUAUUCCAACAUGGGAAACACACUGAAGGAGAUGCAGGAUGUUCAGGGGGCACUGCAGUGCUACACACGUGCUAUUCAGAUCAACCCUGCAUUUGCUGAUGCUCACAGCAACCUGGCCUCAAUACACAAGGACUCUGGGAAUAUUCCAGAAGCUAUUGCAUCUUACCGCACUGCUCUGAAGCUCAAACCUGACUUCCCAGAUGCUUAUUGCAAUCUUGCACACUGCCUGCAGAUUGUUUGUGACUGGACCGAUUAUGAUGAGCGCAUGAAGAAGUUGGUUAGCAUUGUGGCUGACCAGUUGGAAAAGAACCGACUGCCCUCGGUGCACCCUCAUCACAGCAUGUUGUAUCCUCUUUCCCAUGGCUUCCGUAAAGCCAUUGCUGAGAGACAUGGCAACCUUUGCUUGGAUAAGAUCAAUGCUCUUCAUAAGCCUGCCUAUGAGCAUCCUAAAGAUCUAAAAGCUAGUGCAGGCCGUUUGCGCAUUGGCUAUGUAAGCUCAGACUUUGGCAACCACCCCACCUCCCACCUCAUGCAAUCCAUUCCUGGCAUGCACACAUCUGAAAAGUUUGAGGUGUUCUGCUAUGCCCUCAGUCCUGAUGACAGCACAAACUUUAGAGUCAAAGUGAUGGCUGAAGCCCAUCAUUUUACUGAUCUUUCCCAGAUUCCCUGCAAUGGCAAAGCUGCAGACAGGAUCCACCAAGAUGGAAUUCACAUCUUAGUCAAUAUGAAUGGUUAUACCAAAGGUGCUCGUAAUGAGCUGUUUGCAUUGCGACCAGCUCCCAUUCAGGCGAUGUGGCUUGGCUACCCAGGCACCAGUGGAGCUCCCUUCAUGGACUACAUAGUUACUGAUAAGGAGACCUCUCCAGUUGAUGUGGCUGAGCAGUAUUCUGAGAAGAUGGCCUACAUGCCAAACACAUUCUUUAUUGGAGAUCAUGCUAACAUGUUCCCACACCUUAAGAAAAAGGCUGUGAUUGACUUUAAGUCUAAUGGACACAUUUUUGACAAUCGCAUCGUACUAAAUGGAAUUGACCUCAAAGCAUUUUUAGACAGCCUACCAGAUGUCAAGGUCAUCAAGAUGGAGUGUGACAGCCAGGAGGCCACAGAUAGUAAUGGAUCCCUCUCCAUGCCCGUCAUCCCUAUGAACACAGCUGCUGAGGCCAUUAUAAACAUGAUCAACCAGGGCCAGAUCCAGGUCACCAUCAAUAGUUUCACAGUCAGCAAUGGCUUGGCUACCACCCAGAUGGGUCAGAUGGGUGUCAUCAGCUCCAGAAUUGUACCCAUGAUUAAUAAUAAGGCUGCCACGGGAGAAGAGGUUCCUAGAACAAUUGUUGUGACCACUCGCUCUCAGUAUGGUCUACCUGAGGACUCCAUUGUCUACUGUAACUUCAACCAACUUUACAAGAUUGACCCCCCAACUCUUCAGAUGUGGGCCAAUAUUCUGAAACGUGUGCCAAACAGCGUCCUCUGGCUGUUGCGCUUCCCAGCUGUGGGUGAACCCAACAUCCAGCAAUAUGCCCAGAACAUGGGCCUGCCUGCCAGCCGCAUCAUCUUCUCCCCUGUUGCCCCUAAAGAGGAACAUGUGAGGCGUGGCCAGCUGGCUGAUGUCUGUCUUGACACGCCUCUCUGCAAUGGCCACACCACUGGCAUGGAUGUGCUCUGGGCUGGGACCCCAAUGGUCACAAUGCCAGGCGAGACACUUGCUUCUCGCGUGGCUGCCUCGCAGUUGACCUGCCUUGGUUGCCCUGAGCUCAUCGCACAGAGUCGCCAGGAGUACGAAGAUGUGGCCGUAAAACUCGGCACAGACAUGGAGUACUUGAAGAAGGUCCGUUCCCGUGUGUGGAAACAGCGUAUCUGCAGCCCGCUCUUCAACACUAAGCAGUACACUAUGGACUUAGAGCGCCUCUACCUGCAGAUGUGGGAGCACCAUGCAAGCGGUGCCAAACCCGACCACAUGGUGAAGAUGCAGUUGCUUGACACCAGUGAAAGCGCCUGAUCUGCACCCCUCUCCCCCUUUCCCCUCCAUGAGUUACUCAACCCCUACGCUUCCUCUGUUUUCAUCAGUGUCAGAGACUCCAUAGAGCCUGCUGUUGAUCACUUUGAACUGACCCUUCAGCCACAGAUUUAGUUUCUCUGAGCCAGCGAGGAGAGUGUGAUGAUUAAUCCUCCUUCACUGAGACUCCUUUUCCACCCAAAAAAAAAAUUUUUUCACGCUGCCUUCACUUCCCCAGUGCUUCUCUGUUCUGCUUGGGUAUGGACUUUUAAAGACAGAACAAUCUUGUGUCAAAUUGUGACCUUUGUGUCUUUAGAUGAAGGUGUUUUUUUUUUUUUUUUAAGCAUCAGAGGGACAGUGUUGAACUUAAACACUUUGGUAUGUUGCUAAAAAUGAAAGAUUUUCUGAUAACAUGCUAAUGUGAACGUUUGCCUUUUUAUUUAGCAGAUAUUUCUUUAUCUAUUUUAAGUCGGUUCAUCAUGACCUGGGAUAGAUAAGUGAAUUGUACUGAUUCUCAAACGCUUUAUUUUUUUUUUUUUCGUCACUCAUGCUAAAUGCUUUCAGUUAUAUUGUUUUUCGUAAAACAUGCCCAGAAUGUCUGUGGAGAAUCUAGAAUGAAGAACCCACCCCCCCCCUCCUCAAUGCAAAUCUGAUCAUAGCCCGCAGACUACCCUAAUGUACAUCCCAAAUGCUAAUGUUUUAUUAUUUUUACCAGAAAGGUUUAAGGUAAGUAUUUUCUGAGUUCAACAUUUUGUACACUGUCUUUCUGUUGAUCAUUUUAUUUAUGCUCUCGGUGAAAUUGCAAGGCUCUUACAUAAGCAGAAAUAAUAAAGAAAUGUGGCAAA
Silurus meridionalis is the source of this 4381-nucleotide messenger RNA. RefSeq names its product UDP-N-acetylglucosamine--peptide N-acetylglucosaminyltransferase 110 kDa subunit. Gene Ontology annotation, molecular function: protein N-acetylglucosaminyltransferase activity; protein binding. Lineage: Eukaryota; Metazoa; Chordata; Actinopteri; Siluriformes; Siluridae. The transcript is spliced from 23 exons. Gene Ontology annotation, biological process: protein O-linked glycosylation. The record is from RefSeq and is a predicted model, not a curated record. Bases 357 to 3539 code for a protein of 1060 amino acids.